AUGCACUCAAAAGUUGUCGUCAUCGGCUCGGGCCCUGCUGCCCACACCGCCGCAAUCUACCUCUCCAGAGCCGAGCUGAAGCCCGUCCUGUAUGAGGGUUUCAUGGCCAAUGGCACCGCCGCCGGUGGCCAGCUCACUACCACAACCGAAGUCGAGAACUUCCCCGGUUUCCCCAAGGGAAUCAUGGGACAGGCCUUGAUGGACGACAUGCGCGCCCAAUCCGAGCGUUUCGGAACCGAGAUCGUCACCGACACCGUCACCAAGCUCGACCUCUCCUCGCGGCCCUUCAAGUACUCGACCGAGUUCAACCCCGACGAAACCCACACCGCCGACACCGUCAUCCUCGCCACGGGAGCCUCGGCCCGCCGCCUCAACCUCCCCGGCGAGGACAAGUACUGGCAGAACGGCGUGUCCGCCUGCGCCGUCUGCGACGGCGCCGUCCCCAUCUUCCGCAACAAGCCCCUCUUCGUCAUCGGCGGCGGCGACUCGGCCGCCGAGGAGGCCCUCUUCCUCACAAAGUACGCCAGCCACGUCAACGUCCUCGUGCGCCGCGACGUCCUCCGCGCCAGCAAGACCAUGGCCAACCGCCUGCUGGCCAACAAGAACGUCACCGUCCACUUCAACUCGGUCGGCAAGGAGAUCCGCGGCGGGGACGACGGGCUCAUGAGCCACCUCGUCGUGAAGAACGUCGCCACGGGUGAGGAGAAGGUCCACGAGGCCAACGGCCUCUUCUACGCCAUCGGCCACGACCCCGCCACCGCCCUCGUCAAGGGCCAGCUGGACGUGGACGAGGAUGGCUACGUCAUCACAAAGCCCGGCACCACCGAGACGAGCAUCGAGGGUGUGUUCGCUGCCGGUGAUGUCCAGGACAAGCGAUAUCGCCAGGCCAUCACGAGUGCUGGCACUGGUUGUAUGGCUGCCUUGGAGGCAGAGAAGUACCUGGCUGAGAGGGAGGAUGCGUGA
Molecule: messenger RNA, 963 nt
Organism: Clonostachys rhizophaga
Lineage: Eukaryota; Fungi; Ascomycota; Sordariomycetes; Hypocreales; Bionectriaceae
Source: the annotation of a GenBank genome assembly